AUCCGAGGACGGUGAGGGAGGAGGAGGAGGGACGUACAGUCCUCCGUGCGCGUGACCCAGGAGCAGGGUUCAUAAGGUUAGCGCUCGCCAGAUCAGAUCGGUUCAUCUCCUCGAAGCUCUGAAUUGGCUCUAAAUGACUGGAAUGCAUGAUUACGAUGCCCAAGGAUGCAACUACGGUUCCUGAUCAGUCGCACAUUCAAGGCCAUCGCCGGGGCUCGUCGAGUCAUCGUCAACCUCUUCAAUGCAACAUCACCGUGUUUCCGGGAAGUCGUGUUUCGCAAGAGCAAGGAAGAGAUCAUCGAUUUGGCGGUGCGGCAUACGAUCAUCGUGCGCCAGCUCGUGGACGAGUAUGGCGACCGCUAUGGCACCCGAUUUCGGUUUGCCUACGGCGUCGAAGCCUUCACCCAGACAGAGCCAGAGUACAUCAUCGAAAUCUGCAGCGCUGCAAAGCGUACGUGGGGAUUAGCUGGACCAGGUGACGACCGCAUCAUACUCAACCUACCGUCUACUGUCGAAGCGGGCCCUCCCAACCACUUCGCGGACCAGGUGAAUAUAUAUUCUUGUUCUUCGUGCCUCUCCUGAGUACUUCUGCAAGCACAUCCCGGACAGAGACGAGGUCAUAGUCGGCCUCCACUGUCACAACGACAGAGGCACGGCCGUCGCUGCGACAGAACUC
This is a messenger RNA of Fomitopsis serialis, 676 nucleotides long. RefSeq lists its product as uncharacterized. The record is from RefSeq and is a predicted model, not a curated record. Lineage: Eukaryota; Fungi; Basidiomycota; Agaricomycetes; Polyporales; Fomitopsidaceae. Bases 166 to 582 code for a protein of 138 amino acids. The transcript has a single exon. Gene Ontology annotation, biological process: L-leucine biosynthetic process. Gene Ontology annotation, cellular component: mitochondrion. Gene Ontology annotation, molecular function: 2-isopropylmalate synthase activity.